GUGAUGGACCUCGUCAAGUGUCUGCUCCUCGUAAUAAUUCUCAACUAUGUCUCAACCGAGCCAUCGCAUUCAGACAAGCAUGAAGAUGCGUUUCACAGUAUUUUGGAAACACUGAAGUUAAACAACACGUUAUUGCGACUACAAGAUGUGAACGUUAUUCUAACGAAACUUGGACUAAUACAUGAUUGCUCAAACGCUACCAAACACAAGGUACAAAUGGUAACAUGUAGUGCAUAGCAAAUCUUUAACUUUGUGCGCAUUAAAAGUGUGUAAGUCCUGUAAUAAAUUGCAAAUAAAAUGACAUGGCAUGGCAUCACUACAAUAGUCUUUCAAUAAAUGUGUUGAUAUCGGAAUAUAUUGGCGCAGCCAUCACGAUAUGUUAGCUCUGAGAUAAGAGUUUCGUGAUUGUGUAACUCUCAGGUAUUAAAAUCUCAUAUCUCACUUAAUUCUUGCUCAGUAUUAAACGUUAUUAAUACAUUUAUGUAUACAGUAUAUUACAACAUAUAUAUUACAACAAAAGUUUGUCAAUGUAGCAAACAUUAAUAUAUGAGAACAACAUAACCUUUUGACUGUUCCACUGAGCUGGCAAGCCGCUGGCAUAACACUGAUGUAAAUUAAUUCGAUAAUCCUUUAUCAAUAUCAGCGGACUCAGUAAUAACUUUAUAUAAACAGUUGCAAAGCGUGUCAAGGAUGUAUUGUACAAUCCGCAUUGCCAUUGGUAACGUGUUGUGUUAAAUCAUUUCUAAACUAGAAUGAUACAUCAACAAACGGUCACGAGUGUUGUUUCAGUUGCUUAAACUACUUGCAUGUAUACAUCUAUAUCAAGCAUUUGACUUCACGAAAAACCCCAUGACUGCAUGAGUGGCCUCUAAAUUUAUUAAAAUUAAUUUUUUGUUCGUAAAUUCAUCUACUAAAAAAACCAUCUGGUUUUUCACCAAAACUAUACCAUCGUUGUAUUUAUGCCUAUGUACACCUAAAAGCAAUUUAUUGAUCGAUAACUUUGCCAAAUAAGUAAAGGUUGUGUCGCAUGAGAAGUUAUAUUUAUCGUUCAGCAAACACACAAACAACUUAUGUCAUCCUUUAGUGUGUCACAGCUGAGUCACUGUUCAAGAUCUUCAAUAUUUCAACAACAUCAUCAGUCAAUGAAGAGGAGUUUUCAAAAUUUGCUCCGAUAAUAGUUUAUGCACUUCUACCAAAUGAACAACAUUCGCAGGACCAUACCGAGGAUGGUGAUCAUGACGAGCAUGAUGAUGAUGAUCAUGAUCAAGAUCAUGAUGGAGAUCUUGAUGAUGAUGAAAACGAUGGUGAUCAUGACAAGCAUGAUGAUGAUCAUGAUGAUCAUGAUAACGAAAAACAAAUUACCCAAAAUGUGGAUGUUUAUAAAGAGUUUUUGGAAAGAUACGAGACAGGUAAACAUCAGCUGCCAGUCGCAGCUAAAUCUGCAACCUCGAUAUAUAAACUAUGUUCACUUGAUAUAUAUGUGACUUACAUGUCAUUAGUAACAUUUGUAGCUAUAGUUAUUUUUUCUCAAUAUCUUACUAUAUUAACUUUUACAUAUAAUAGGUGAAUUAUUGGCUCAACUAUAUAUAGGUGAAUGGGAAACCACACACUGCGUAUGAUGUUAAACAAAUUAUUAUAUAUUAUAGGAGUUUUGUGUGAACAGAUUUUUGACCAGUUAUUGAAAGAUAUCAAUAGCACCACUGGGCAACUACUUCGUGCAGGGAAUGAG
Paramuricea clavata is the source of this 1729-nucleotide messenger RNA. The record is from the annotation of a GenBank genome assembly. Lineage: Eukaryota; Metazoa; Cnidaria; Anthozoa; Malacalcyonacea; Plexauridae.